UUUUUUCCUGGGUCCGCUCCUCAGAUUUUCGUAUCUCUUUGAUUUGUAUUUGUAUUUCUCCUUUUUGUGAUCAUCAGAGCUCUGAGUAUUGAUUUCCAGUUCUUGAAUUGAGGAAGAAGCUCCUGUGACUGCAAGAGUUGUUGAUUUCUUCAUUUGUUGGAGUGAUUAUGGCUGGUAUGUGCUGUGGAGUGAAUAUUGGUGAGACGGAGGCCACCGCCCCGGUUGAGCCCAGUUCGAAAUCUGCACGGAGGAGGAGGAUGGAGAUCCACCAGUUCAACUUUGUGCCCACCGAUUCAACGGUGGCGCCGCCGCUUGAGGAUGGCGGUUCAAGGAAGAGGCAGAAGAUGGACGCGGUGGUUCCUGUUUUGCCACCGAGGGAGUGCGUGAACGCUGUUGAGAACUGCGAAGUUCAGGAGGAGGAGAAGGUGGAGGAAUAUGAGAGUCAGCUGUCCGGGGAGAUAACGCCGGAGACAACGCCUUUUGAUCUAUCCGCAUCGCCCUCGGGUUCGCAAAGUGAACUUUGUCUCUUUCCGGAGCGCCCGAAAUUCGGGAUGACCUCUGUCUGUGGGCGGAGGAGAGACAUGGAAGAUGCUGUAGCCAUUCACCCUUCUUUCUGCGGCCAUGACCGUAGUUUUCCGGGCGGGUUGCAUUUUUUUGGGGUUUACGACGGCCACGGCUGCUCCCAUGUGGCGACGAGAUGCAAGGACCGAAUGCACGAAAUAGUAAGAGACGAGUUCCAAAAUGGAGGCUCGUCGUCGUGGGAGCAAACGAUGUUUGAGAGUUUCUCAAAAAUGGAUAAGGAAGUCGUCGAGUGCUGCAGCGGCAGAAACGGAUUCUCCGCCUCCACUUGCCGCUGCGAACUGCAGACCCCGCAGUGCGACGCCGUCGGAUCCACCGCUGUUGUGGCUGUGGUCACUCCCGACAAGAUCGUCGUCUCAAAUUGCGGUGAUUCUCGGGCCGUUCUUUGCCGGAACGGCGUUGCAAUUCCCCUUUCCGUUGAUCAUAAGCCGGACCGUCCAGACGAGCUCAACCGCAUACAAGAAGCCGGCGGCCGGGUCAUAUUCUGGGACGGCCCCAGAGUUCUUGGAGUCUUAGCCAUGUCCCGAGCAAUCGGCGAUAAUUACUUGAAGCCGUACGUGAUAUCGGAGCCGGAGGUGACCAUAACAGAGAGAACGGCGGAGGACGAGUGUUUAAUUCUAGCAAGUGACGGUCUCUGGGAUGUCGUCUCCAACGAAACCGCUUGUGGGGUGGCGCGUAUGUGCCUUCAGUCCCGGAAACCGCCGUCUCCUCCGAGGUCGCCGGGAAAUGACAUCAUCGUGACGGAGGCGGGGGAGAGCUCCGACAAGGCUUGCUCCGAUGCCUCGAUCCUGCUGACGAAGUUAGCCUUGGCCCGUCACAGCACCGAUAACGUUAGCGUGGUGGUGGUGGAUUUGAGGAGGAGCUGAUGAAAUCAAAAUCGAUGACGAGCUCGCUCUUUAUUUUUUUUCCUUUUUUGUUUUUUUAACAAAUUAAUAUUAGUAGAUAUAGAGGCAUAUAUAUAUAUAUAAUAUUUUAUUUUUAGUAAUUGCAAAAAAUACGGAAGUUGGGAAAUUCAAAUACACCCUCUGGUAGAUCUUAGAUUUUAGUUUGUAGGAUAUGAUGAUGUGAGGCAUUCUACUACUUCAAAAUGAAAUGAAAUUUAUCAAAAUCGUGUUCCUCAA
Sesamum indicum (sesame) is the source of this 1700-nucleotide messenger RNA. Its product is annotated as protein phosphatase 2C 37. Lineage: Eukaryota; Viridiplantae; Streptophyta; Magnoliopsida; Lamiales; Pedaliaceae. Gene Ontology annotation, molecular function: protein serine/threonine phosphatase activity; cation binding. The record is from RefSeq and is a predicted model, not a curated record. Gene Ontology annotation, biological process: protein dephosphorylation.